This is a messenger RNA of Schistosoma bovis, 1335 nucleotides long. NCBI's taxonomy places the organism in Eukaryota, Metazoa, Platyhelminthes, Trematoda, Strigeidida, Schistosomatidae. The record is from the annotation of a GenBank genome assembly.
AUGUCCAUUUCAAAUUCGAUUUUUAUUCUGUAUUGUCGAAUGCAAAUUGUAAUAAUGAUCAUGGAUAUAUUUGUAGAUGAAACUAGUAAAAAUUCUCGUUAUGAAAAAGUAUGUUAUCUUGGUGAAGGUCAAUUCGCUAAUGUAUUCUUAGCUCAGGAUAAUAAUAGAAAUGGACAAUUAGUAGCUAUUAAAAAGGUUAAAGCAGGUCCACGUUGGGUAUUAGCUGAUGGCAUGAAUUUAUCUGCUAUUCGAGAAAUUAAAAUUCUUAAAGAAAUUGAUCAUCCCAAUGUUUUGACUCUGCUUGAUGUAUUCAGUCAGGAUAGGUGUAUUUGUUUGGUAUUCGAUUUUAUGUCAUCUGACUUGGAAGCUUUAGUACAUGAUCCAACAGUUGUUUUGAUACCAGCACAUGUUAAAGCUUUAAGCUUACAGCUGCUUCGAGGUGUAGAAUAUUUACACGCCAACUGGAUAUUACACCGUGAUUUGAAACCCAACAAUCUAUUCCUCAGUAAACAGGGUAAAGUGAAAAUAGGCGAUUUUGGUCUAGCUCGUCAAUUUGCCAGUUCACCUACUCGACCAAUGACACACCAAGUGGCUACUCGUUGGUAUCGUGCUCCUGAAUUAUUUUAUGGUUGCACUUUGUAUGGUGUCGGUAUUGAUAUAUGGGCUGUUGGAUGUAUUAUAGCGGAAUUUCUUUUGCGAACUCCCUUAUUUCCUGGUGACUGUGAUUUAACUCAGUUGGCCAAAAUAUAUGAGAUCACAGGGACACCAGAGGAUGAUACAUGGCCUGAUGUUUAUCGUUUACCUAAUUAUGUAAAAUUUGAACGUCGACCAGGCAUACCAUUCUCACAGAUAUUUACUGCAGCUAGUACGGAUCUUAUAAAUUUACUAGAGACUUUGUUAAAUUUAAAUCCAGAUGCACGUGGAACUGCUGCCAACGCGUUACAAUCAUCUUAUUUUACAUCAAAACCAUAUCCUACACCGGAAAAUGAAUUACCACAGCCUAAAGUUAAUCGAACUGUCGCUAGUUUACUGCAUCAACACGAGCACCAACGUGGUUUGCAUAACCCUCUAGAUCCUGGUCUAGCCAAACCAUCACGAUCAGAUGUAAUAGUUCCUAGUUUAAAAUUAGAAUCAACUAAUGUAAGUACACCAACGCCGACUGCAACUAAUCGUAAAACAACCCGUUCUUUGAAAAAAUCAAUGGAACCGGAUGAUUCAAUAUCACCGUCAUUACCACCUACAUGUGCUAAACGGUUACAUUUAUGAAAUUUCUGUGUAAUAUCUUCCAUUGGUUUACAGACACACAUACACACACGUAUUUUUGUACAUUAUCCC